Molecule: messenger RNA, 1104 nt
Organism: Gossypium raimondii (Peruvian cotton)
Lineage: Eukaryota; Viridiplantae; Streptophyta; Magnoliopsida; Malvales; Malvaceae
Exons: 6
Coding region: 1-1104 (367 amino acids)
Source: RefSeq, a predicted model, not a curated record
AUGGAGAUUGUGGUAAUCACCAUCCGAAUAAGUGUUGGAGGAGGUUUGAAGCUUGUCUCUGAUACGAGUCUAUGGAACACUGCGUUAAGGACUAUCCUCUUCAGGAAGGUCAAGUUCGGUAUUGAGGUUUUGCCUGGGACAGCUCUGGUGUCUAUUGCUCCUUACCGUAUGGCAUUGAAGAAGUUAAAAAUGUUGAAAGUACAACUUCAAGAACUUCUUGAUAGAGGGUACCAUCAGUUAAAGGUUAAAGAAGCUGAUGUGUAUAAUAUUGCUUUUAGAACUCAUUAUGGGCAUUAUAAGUUCCUUGUCAUGCCAUUUGGUUUGACGAAUGCUUCAGUUGCUAUUUACAUCGAUCAUAAGAGCCUCAAGUACCUCCUUACUCAAAAGAAGUUGAAUCUUAGGCAACAUAGAUGUAUUGAGUUGUUUAAAGACUAUGACUGCAUCAUUGGGUAUUAUCCUAGUAAGGCCAAUGUUGUGGCCAAUGCUCUUAGCCGUAGAUCAAUUUCUAAUUUGAAGAUUCGGGGUAAGCAGUUAGAGGAUGAUUCCUUGGUUCAUCGGUUUCAACAAGUUAAGAAGAUUAAAUUGGGUGAGAGGUGGAUUAUGGGUACUGAUUUUGUUUCUGAGAUUGAGGACAAGGUUAGAUUGAUACAAGAUCAUCUUAAGGAAGCUUCUAACAGACAAAAGUCUUAUAUGGAUCUAAAGAAGAGAGAUAUUAAGUUUGUUGUGGGAGAUCAAGUUUUUCUUAAGGUAUCUUCAUGGAAGAAGGUCCUUCGGUUUGGAUGUAAGGGCAAGUUGAGCCCUAGGUUUAUUGGGUCUUAUCAGGUUUUGAAACGUGUUAGGCCAGUCGCCUAUCAGUUAGAGUUACCUUCGGAGUUAGAUCAUAUUUUUUAUGUGUUCCACGUCUUUAUGUUAAGGCGAUAUCGAUCUGACCCAUAUCAUAUUGCAUCUGUUGAGGAGAUUGAGAUGAGACUAGAUUUGACUUUCAAGGAGGAAUCGGUUCAAAUUCUAGAUAAAGAGGUUAAGGUCUUAAGGAAAAAUACUAUUUCGCUAGUUAAGGUUCUUGUGGUGGAAUCAUGGUAUCAAGGAAGCCAUGUGAGAGCCUAA